This is a messenger RNA of Phaedon cochleariae (mustard beetle), 507 nucleotides long. The record is from the annotation of a GenBank genome assembly. NCBI's taxonomy places the organism in Eukaryota, Metazoa, Arthropoda, Insecta, Coleoptera, Chrysomelidae.
AUGGGCGUCCUUAUUGAUUUUGAAACGCCUUUAGACCCACAAACUGACUGGGGCAUAACACGACAAGGAGUUGACAUCAGCCACACCGGCACCAUUCACCAAACCGACAACCACCGAUUCGACGGUACCGCUUCAGCUGCCAAGUACUUCCCGUCACACGGGCUCAGGCCCGACCAGGUUGGUGGCCGCUUGGACUACACGCACACCCCUUCUGGUUCCGGAGCUUUCAUCCAAGCCGACAGGACGCGCAAUUAUGGUACUGACGUUGCUGCAGGUGGCAAAUACAACAUCUACACCAGCCCGAAGAAGGACUUCGGAGUCGACGCUACUGCUCAGUACCAGAGGCAUUUCGGUGGUCCAGGGGGAGCUGGACGCCCUGAAGCUGGGGUCUUUUUGAAUGCUCAUGCAGACAUCUGAGCAUAAGUCGUAUUUAAUUUUCAUUUCUCAUGUUUUGUCACCAUAAUUCAAUAAAAUCAUAGAAUGUUAUUCAUUGCUAUCGUUUCAAUA